Messenger RNA from Trifolium pratense (red clover), 1612 nucleotides. Its product is annotated as transcription factor bHLH121-like. NCBI's taxonomy places the organism in Eukaryota, Viridiplantae, Streptophyta, Magnoliopsida, Fabales, Fabaceae. The transcript is spliced from 6 exons. The record is from RefSeq and is a predicted model, not a curated record. Gene Ontology annotation, molecular function: protein dimerization activity; DNA-binding transcription factor activity. Bases 135 to 1133 code for a protein of 332 amino acids. Gene Ontology annotation, biological process: intracellular iron ion homeostasis.
AAAAUUGAGGACAGGUGUUAGGAUAUUGAUUGAGCAGUGGCUCGUGGAAGACACAAGCCAAAUGCGCGUGUAUUACUAUCUCCACCUUUCUCCCCACUCAAAAUAUUAAAUUCAGACCUCACCGGAAUGCAAACAUGAAUCAAUGGAAGCCACCACCACCAUCACCGCCGCCGCUAAACUCGUCCAAAACUCCAUCCUCUACGGCGUCAGAUUCACCUACGCAACACAUCACCAACCGCUCCAAUCGCAAAGACACUGUCAGGAAGAGGAGUGAGAUGGAAGGUGGAGAUCCGACUGCUGCUAGAAAAGUUAAGAAGGCGGACCGUGAGAAGAUCAGGAGGGAUCGGUUGAAUGAUAGUUUUCAUCAAAUGGGAAGAACUUUAGAUCCUGAUAGACCACAGAACGACAAGGCAACCAUCAUGACGGAGACAAUCCAAGUGCUAAAGGACACAACAGCUAAAGUUGAUAGACUGAAAACAGAACACAAAUCAAAUUCUGAAGAGUCACAAGAACUAAUACAAGAAAUUAAUGACCUCCGAGAAGAGACAGCAUCUUUAAAAUCCGACGUGGAAAAUAUUAAUUCCCAGUAUCAGCAGAUAGUCAGAGUCAUGCCACCAUGGACUGCAAUUGACCAUUCUGUUAUGAUGAGUAGCCCUUAUCCAUAUCCAGUUCCUAUACCAAUCCCGCCUGCACCGGUUUCCAUUCACCCACCUCUGCAACCUUUCCCUUACUUUGUAAACCAAAAUCCUGGUCAUAUUCCAAGUCUAUGCUCAAUGUAUAUGCCAUUCUCGGCGCCGGCUAUUCCCCCGGUUGAGAUGCCAUCAGCUCAGUAUGCUUCUACAUUCCACAUGUUUAGUCGAAAAGAGUCUCAAAGCAAGUCACCGGGUCAUAAAAGAAGACCUAAUGAUGCAGACAGAUGUAGUGUGUCUCCUGAUGUGGCAACAGAACUUGAACUUAAGAUGCCUGGAUCAUCAACACAACAGGAUUGCACAUCUAAAGGAAAAAAGGGCAAGCAUUCAGUGAUGAGUGAUAGAAUCAUCAUCGAUGAGAGUGCCUCGAGUCAGGAUUCUCCAUCUCAGGGACUUCAAGAUAGCUCCAACAGCAUUGGCGACACCCCAAAGGCCGUUGAUUGACCUUUUACAUUGAUUCUUGUACCAUUUGACCAUAUGUUUCAGGUUACAAACUACUCAAAAAACUUACUCUUUUGAGCCAUUUGAGUCCUUAGCAUGCGCAUACUGUAUCGAGGAGGGGUUGGAGCCUAAGGAAUGGAAGGCUAUCCUCGUGAUAGUGUUGUGGUAGAAUUAGAGCUAACUACUGGAUUAAUUGAGGUCUUAUGUGAUGUUAGUAGGAAGGUCUUGCAGAAAGGUGGGAAACCAUUGAAGCAUUCUGGUAGUAUAUAGUGAUACCUAUAUCUGCUUGCACUAACUCGGAGCAGAUUGGAUCUAUGUGUCAGAUUAGGUUUUGUUUAGGUUGCAUAAGUCAUGACUUGCAUUAGCAUAGUGUGUCAAUUAUUGUUAUAUGAUACUAUCUCGUGUGUGAUUGCUUGAGCCUUGAUGUUAUAUAUUAUUGCAUGUAUUUAGUGCUUUACUCAACUCAAUUAUAUUCUUAAAAA